This is a messenger RNA of Anthonomus grandis grandis, 1293 nucleotides long. RefSeq lists its product as uncharacterized. The record is from RefSeq and is a predicted model, not a curated record. The transcript has 4 exons. NCBI's taxonomy places the organism in Eukaryota, Metazoa, Arthropoda, Insecta, Coleoptera, Curculionidae. The coding region runs from base 202 to 1185 and encodes 327 amino acids.
CACGUGUUUUUCCUCUAUUAUAUAACACACCUUCACAAGAAAAAAAAUUACAGAAAAACAACGUGAUAUUCAAAAAUCAUAAAAGCAAUUCCGGUCCCCCCUGAAAGUGAAAGAUCCGACACCCACUAAACUAAAGAGAGAGUUUCGGUUAUUCGAUGCAAAAUCUUCGAGGCAAACGACCGUGACUUAUCGCAGAAAAAUAUGAAACGAAUUCGCCUUUUUGUAGUUUUGUUAAUUUUAUGUCAAUGUUAUGCGGGAUGUAACGGGAUUUAUUUGAAUAGUAGUAAAGUUUGGAAGAGUGACAAUCCUGCUAUAUGGACCGAGGAGGGAGGCGUUUGGGGAGCUAUGCUAGAAGAUUGGGCACUGGGAGGAGGAACCAACCACAGAACUAGCAGAGUAAUGAGGAUUCCCAUCUCGGAACACGCGUACGUCAUCCAGGACCGCGUGGACACGGACGUACUACUACAAAAAGAGAGCAAAAUCAGCGGCGGUAAAAUAGUCACUUCCGGUCCACCUACGAAAAUCACCAGCACCGGAAGUCACAACCCUUACAGACCACCGCCAAGGCAAGUAUCCGAAACCGAUCUGUACCUGUUGGGUGCCAUCGAAAAAUUAGUAUAUAAGGUGGAUUUCAUGGAGAAAAGACUGCGAAGGGUGGAAGAGAUGUUGUAUUACGUCAUGGCCGGAAAUCGAGUUGAUACAGAACCUUGUCCGGAUAAUUUCACCAGAGCCGGUCAAAAUUGCUAUCAUUUCGCUAGUAACGCGGGCAGAGAGUACGACUGGAAAGUGGCGAGUAAACACUGCAAGAAAUUGGGAGCAGUUCUGGCCGAAAUGGAAACUAUCGAGGAAAAUCAGGAUCUGGUUGCUUAUAUCCAGAACGAUUCCCACCUUAAAGGUAAAGAUUUUUGGGUGGGCGGAUUGAACCCCGGUCUGCUCUGGAUCUGGAGUAACACGGCCAGACCCGUGGUAGCGCCGGGUUCCCAAAAUAACAAAGAAAAUCCGUCCGCGGCAAUUUAUGGCGAGGGCAGGUGUCUGAGGUUGGCCUACAAUCCAGCGUUGAGGUCCUACGAUUACAAAGGUACCGAUUGUUCGGUGAGGUACAGCUAUAUAUGUGAGGCACCGGAGGAAACUAGUAGUAACGAAAUUAAAAAAAUCGGAAGGAGUAUGAAGAUUUUUGAGGAUUAAUUUGAGAGGAGUUGAGUGAAGAGACAUUAUUUAUUUAGUUUUAGUUCAUUGUGUUCUAAGCUAAUAUAUCAAUAAGCUGGUAAUAAAUUAUUUAUAUUUUACUCUGAA